Messenger RNA from Penicillium canariense, 657 nucleotides. Its product is annotated as SNAP receptor SEC22. The transcript is spliced from 5 exons. The record is from RefSeq and is a predicted model, not a curated record. Gene Ontology annotation, cellular component: endoplasmic reticulum-Golgi intermediate compartment; SNARE complex; ER to Golgi transport vesicle membrane. Gene Ontology annotation, biological process: endoplasmic reticulum to Golgi vesicle-mediated transport; retrograde vesicle-mediated transport, Golgi to endoplasmic reticulum; vesicle fusion with Golgi apparatus. The annotation marks the transcript as partial. NCBI's taxonomy places the organism in Eukaryota, Fungi, Ascomycota, Eurotiomycetes, Eurotiales, Aspergillaceae. Gene Ontology annotation, molecular function: SNAP receptor activity.
GUUUUCAAAAUGGUUAGAUCAACACAGAUUGCACGGCUUGAUGGCCUUAUGCUGGCUGCCUCGGUGGAUGACGAGCAGGCUGAGUCUGAGCUCUCUGAAAUCAAGAGCCAGGCCAAGAUGAUUUUCCGGCGGUUGAACCGCAACUCCGCACCGCAGGCUAGCAUUGAGUCUGGUCAAUACAAUCUCCACUACACAAUCCAAGACGACGUCUGCUUCCUCUGCAUCUGCGACCGCUCCUACCCCCGCAAACUCGCCUUCACUUAUCUCGCUGAUCUGGCCUCCGAAUUCACCACCACCUACACCCAAUCACAAUACCUCUCUCCCACUCUCCGCCCUUAUGCCUUUGUUGAGUUCGAUACCUUCAUUCAGCGCACAAAGAAGUUGUACCAGGACAGCCGUGCCUCGCAAAAUCUGGACAAGUUGAACGACGAGCUGCGCGAUGUUACCAAGGUCAUGACUAAGAACAUCGAGGACCUGCUCUAUCGUGGUGACAGCUUGGAGCGGAUGGGCGAGCUGUCCGGUCGACUGCGGGAGGAUAGUAAGAAGUAUCGAAAGGCAGCGGUGCGCAUCAACUGGGAAUUGUUGGUGAAGCAGUACGGGCCUUUCGCCGGCGUCGGGUUUGUCGUGCUCAUUUUGCUCUGGUGGCGGUUCUUCUGA